Molecule: messenger RNA, 1951 nt
Organism: Lytechinus variegatus (green sea urchin)
Lineage: Eukaryota; Metazoa; Echinodermata; Echinoidea; Temnopleuroida; Toxopneustidae
Product: histone deacetylase complex subunit SAP18-like
Exons: 3
Coding region: 31-549 (172 amino acids)
Biological process (GO): negative regulation of DNA-templated transcription
Cellular component (GO): nucleus
Molecular function (GO): transcription factor binding; transcription corepressor activity
Source: RefSeq, a predicted model, not a curated record
UGUUUGUCUAUCAUUUCAUUUUCAAUCAAGAUGGCGUCUCACGUGGUAUCACGGAUCACAGAAGUUGAUAACAAACCCCCGGCGCCAGAAAACCCAAUUGAUCGUGAAAAGACCUGUCCACUUCUACUGAGGGUGUUCUGUAAUAACAAUCGUCACCAUCAGGAGCAUGAGUUUUCUAGAGGAACAGUCCCAGCCAAUGAACUCCAGAUCUACACCUGGAUGGAUGCCACUUUAAAAGAGCUAUCUAGCCUAGUGAAGGAAGUCAACCCCGAUGCACGGCGGAGGGGGACGUACUUUGACUUCGCCAUCGUCCACCCGCACCCGAGGCGCCAACAAGCCUACCAGAUGAGGGAGAUCGGGAUGACCUGCUCUGGGCGCAAGGGACCCGAUGAUUCCGUGACCCUGUCGGCGCAGAAUUUCGUCAUCGGCGAUUAUAUCGAUAUCGCCAUCACCUUGCCUCCGAGGGGCGGGCUCGGAGAACGAGGAGGAGGAGGGGGGAUGGGAGGCGGCGGGAUGGGGAUGGGUAGGAGAGGAGGUUGGGGGCGGUGAUAGACGUAAGGGUACAUGUUCUAGGUAGUAAGUCAGAAUGAGAUGAAUUAACGGGGGGGGGGGGGGGAUUUGAGAUGGUGUGGAGAAGAGUUUGAACAAAAAAAUUGUGGGGGAGGGGGGUGUUCUUCAAUGCUGCAUAGACUUGGAAAAGGAAGGAGGCAUGGGACAUUGUCAAUAACUGCCAAAAAACAAAUAUGAACCAUCUAAUUCAAAGUAAGCUGUUGAAAAUUUAUACAAUGUUGCCCAACUGUAGAUCUUUUUAUACCUUUCUAUCCCUGAAGAAAUGUGCAUAUUGAUUGAAUCAAUAUUAAGACUUGAAGAGUUGCAUCACAUUAAUAGGCUGUCCAACAUAAAAUCACAAGUUAGAUCACAGAUCACAUCUUCUUGUACACAGGUUUCAAGGUAUGCUGAUGUACAGCUUGGGAAAAUAUUAGUAGAACAUGCCAUUUGGGACCUUACUAGGAAGGUGGUCUUAUAAUUAUUUCCAAAGUGUACAGCAUGAUGUAAGUGGACCACAAUUUUGGGAACCCGUCCAUGUUAUGUAACAUUAUCUUUGUUGCAAAAAGCUUCUGGUUAUCAAGGGCAACUUGUAAAAAAAAAUUAGCCAUGUCACGUUGCUCACCUUAAAUGACAUGUACUUAAAAAAAAAAAAACAUUGUUAAUACAUACAUUUUCAAUGUAGGAAUCUGAUUUCAGGGCCCUGGUCUUACAUUAAGUUGUUAUUGAUUCAGUCAGUUUAAUCAAUAUUAACUGUGAAACUCUCCAAAGUCAUCACAGGGGCAUAUUUCAAAUAGUUAUGUACCCAUUCCAGAUGAAGAUACGGGUGACUGGUGAAUUUUCAGAGUUGAGAUCGUAAAACACUUUUUCAUGUGCAAUUGUCACGACCAGAAUUUCUUCCUAAAUUCUAAAAUCAUUUCACUUCUUCAAUGAAGAAUUUUAAUGACAUUGACGGCUUGCCAUACCUGAGAGUGAUAAGAUCGAUCACAACUCUUUGUAAGACCUGGUUCAGGUAUCUUUACUCCAUUCUGCUGGUAUACAAAAAAUUCACAGAUUUCAUUGUACAUGUUUGAUAAAAACAGGAUUCGGGUCUGUUCUCCCGUAGGCAUUUAUUUGCAUUCAUUCGAUGUAAAUCAUACCGGUUCAGAUCUUUCUAAAAAAUCAUAUUAUGUUACCAAUUCUGUAGUAAUUAUUUUAUCUCUGUUAUGUACAGGUGUAGUGAUUCAAUCAGCAAAAUUUAUGGUUCUACAUAGUUCAUUAGAUAUAAUUUCAAUUUUAUUGUAUGGGAUUGUGAAAUGUGUCUAUAUUGUUACAAGUUUGCAGGUUGUAAGUUGCAAGUUGCAGUUCAUUUCAGGCCAAAAUCAAAAUUUUAUAAUAAUUUUUAACAUUUACCAGUAUGGAUGUU